Pyrus x bretschneideri (Chinese white pear) is the source of this 2977-nucleotide messenger RNA. RefSeq names its product probable methyltransferase PMT26. Gene Ontology annotation, molecular function: methyltransferase activity. The record is from RefSeq and is a predicted model, not a curated record. Gene Ontology annotation, cellular component: trans-Golgi network; endosome; cytoplasm. NCBI's taxonomy places the organism in Eukaryota, Viridiplantae, Streptophyta, Magnoliopsida, Rosales, Rosaceae.
UCCUUUCUUUUUCUUUCUUCUCUAAUUGGAGGUGUUUGGAGAUUGGAGAAUGCUGGAUAAUCCUCAACAGCAACACAGAGAUAUCAGAUCUGCCCAGGCAACCAAGCAAAGAAACAAACAAGAUCCUUUGCCGGAUCUGUUGUUUCAGUUUUCAGGCGUGGAUUAUUUGAGAACAAUCGGGUCUGUGAUCUGCUCCGGGGUCGAACAUGGCGACAGGGGGAAAAUAUACUAGAGUAGAUAAUAGGAGGCCGUCCUCCGGGAGUGGUUGCUGCUCCACCGUCACCGUUGUGGUGUUUGUGGCGUUGUGCUUGGUCGGGGUUUGGAUGAUGACCUCCUCCUCUGUAGUUCCCAUUCAGAAUGUGGAUGUGCCCACGGAGGAGAAUAAGAGUGAACUCAAGGAGCAGAGCAGCAAUAACGUCGGCGUCAAGGAACAAGCGAGUGACACCAAUGCCAGGCAAUUUGAAGAUAACCCGGGUGACUUACCCGACGACGCAACCAAAGGAGACAGCAGCGAUGGUGCUGCUCAGGGUGGAGACCAGCUACAAGGGAAGUCCGAAGAGAAGAGUGAGGAGAAGUUUGUGGAAAAGACUCAAGAGACACCUGAGGAGAAAACCCAAGACAAGAUCGAGGAGAAAAGUGAGGAAAAGAUUGAGGAGAAAUCUGAAGAUGGCGACUCUAAGGUGGAGAAUGGAGAAUUGAAUUCCGAAAAUGGAGAAAAAAAGAGCGAUGGCGGUGAAAAGGACAAGUCUGAUUCCGGUGAUAACGAGAAACAAUCGGAUCAUGACAGUGAUAAAAAAUUAGACAAGUCUGAAGAAACAAACGAUACAGUUAAGGCGAAUGGUGAGACAGAGGAGAAAGUGGAGGUAACUGAUACCAAGGAGUCAAAUGGGGAGAAAAAGGAAAAUGAGCAGGCCAAAAACCAGAGUUCAAAUGAGGUAUUUCCUUCCGUUGCUCAGUCGGAGCUAUUGAACGAGACUACAACUCAAAAUAGUUCGUGGUCAACUCAGUCGGCAGAGUCAAAGAAUGAGAAGGAAGCUCAGCGUGCUUCUGAUCAGAAGACCAGUUACAACUGGAAAGUCUGCAAUUCCACUGCCGGGCCGGAUUUCAUCCCCUGCCUUGACAAUUUGCAAGCCAUCAAGAGUCUUCGAAGUACCAAGCAUUACGAGCACCGGGAGAGGCAUUGUCCCGAGGAGGCCCCAACCUGCCUUGUUCCUCUUCCAGAAGGUUAUAGACGCCCAAUUGAGUGGCCAACAAGCAGGGAAAAGGUAUGGUACUACAAUGUACCCCAUACAAAGCUUGUUCAAAUUAAGGGGCAUCAGAAUUGGGUCAAAGUUACCGGUGAAUACCUUACUUUUCCCGGUGGUGGAACACAAUUCAAGCAUGGUGCUCUUCAUUAUAUUGAUUUCAUACAACAGUCUGUUCCUGAUAUUGCCUGGGGAAAACGUUCACGUGUCAUAUUAGAUGUUGGAUGUGGAGUUGCAAGCUUUGGAGGCUUUCUUUUUGACAGAGAUGUCCUUGCAAUGUCAUUGGCCCCAAAAGAUGAGCAUGAAGCUCAAGUACAGUUUGCACUUGAAAGAGGAAUUCCUGCCAUAUCUGCUGUGAUGGGCACAAAGAGACUUCCCUUCCCCGGCCAAGUUUUUGAUGUUGUCCACUGUGCCCGCUGCAGGGUUCCUUGGCAUAUAGAAGGUGGUAAGCUUCUAUUGGAGCUGAACCGAGUGUUGAGACCUGGUGGUUUCUUUGUAUGGUCUGCUACUCCAGUGUAUAAGAAGCUGGGUGAAGAUGUUGAAAUAUGGAAUGCCAUGAAGGAACUAACCAAAUCAAUAUGCUGGGAACUGGUGUCAAUUAGUAAGGAUACAGUAAAUGGAGUUGGUAUUGCUAUAUACAAAAAGCCUACUUCGAAUGAGUGCUAUGAGAAAAGAUCACAGAACGAGCCUCCUAUCUGUGCUAAGUCUGAUGAUCCAAAUGCUGCCUGGAAUGUGCCAUUACAAGCAUGCAUCCACAAAGUGCCUGUAAAUGCAACAAAACGUGGGUCUGAAUGGCCUGAGCAAUGGCCGGCGAGGUUGGACAAGGCACCUUACUGGUUGUUAAGGUCCCAAGUUGGUGUUUAUGGAAAACCUGCUCCCGAGGAUUUCACUUCAGACAAUGAGCACUGGAAACGUGUGGUGACAAAGUCAUAUCUGAAUGGAAUGGGGAUUAACUGGAAAUCUGUUCGGAAUGUUAUGGACAUGAGAGCUGUGUACGGAGGAUUUGCUGCCGCUUUGAAAGAUUUGAAAAUUUGGGUCAUGAAUGUGGUCUCAGUAGACUCUCCAGACACACUACCCAUAAUUUACGAGCGAGGUCUGUUUGGUAUGUAUCAUGAUUGGUGUGAGUCAUUUAACACCUAUCCAAGGUCUUAUGAUCUUCUCCAUGCCGACCAUCUGUUUUCCAAGCUUAAGAAGAGGUGCAAUUUAGUGGCUGUAGUUGCGGAGGUUGAUCGAAUCCUUCGACCAGAGGGAAAGCUUAUCGUGCGAGACGAUGUUGAGACUAUUUACGAGCUGGAGAACAUGGCGAGGUCGAUGCAGUGGGAGGUUAGCCUGACGUAUUCAAAGGACAAGGAGGGAUUGCUUUGUGUGCAGAAGUCCAUGUGGCGGCCUGAAGAGUCGGAGUCACUCAAGUAUGCAAUUGCUUAAGCUUGGUGGUCGGAAGUGUGGUCGGAAGUGGCUGCUGGCGUUGCUGAGGAUAUAAUAGUUACACAUUCAUUUUUUGUUUUGGUUGCUAAUUGAAAUUCAUGGUUACUGUACUUUAUGAUGUAUUGGCCUUUUGUUUCGUUUUAGUUAGGGCUUGUAGUCUGUUAUUUUUUUUUUUUUUUUGUUUACAAUAUUUUGUUUUCGUUGUCGGGAGAUCGGUGUUUGGAAUUCCACUGUAAUAUUACCGUACUGGUUAUUGACGGAAGAAAAACCAAACUAUUGGUUGAUAUAAUAUCUGAGCAUUUCGAUUC